GUUCAGAACCAGAACUUUGUUGCAGUUCCUGUUUUCAAAAAUGUUAUCAGAAGUAAAUUGCCUAUACAUGACCAUACAUCACAGUCUGAACAGCACAAGUUGCUUGUAUACCCGAUACAUAUUUGAUGUUUUCAAAUGCUCUCUACUGCGGGACACUUUCAGGUCAUGAUGAAGAGCCAGGUAGCACUCCUUUAUGUUCUGAUCAUUGUGAGUGAAGGAUCAGCCCAAAGCCUGAAUCCCCGCCGGAGCGUUUUCUUCUCAGAUGUUAACCUGAAGCUGUUUAAGGAGCCUGACUUKARCGGUUUGAGYUCCAUGCUGGUGAGAGAAGACAUCGGUCUGCUCUUCAUCGGAGCCAGAGGAAAGGUCAUCACGCUCAGUUUGGAUGACAUCACCAAGAAGACCAGCGAGACUGAAUGGAUGGUGACGUCUGGAGAAAAAUCUGAGUGUAUAGUUAAAGGCAAGAGAAUAGAGGAAUGUGAAAACUACAUCACAACACUGCAUACUCUGAAUGAUGGCAGAAUCUUCACGUGUGGAACCCGUGCAUUCAAACCUCUCUGCACACACCUGUUGUUCGAAGGAGGAAAUGUCACCAUGGAAACCAGAACUCAGGAAGGCAGGGGGAGAGCUCCCUUUAGUCCCCAUGAACACUUUGCCACAAUGAUGGAUGAAAACACAUUAUAUUCGGCUGGUUCUGUAGACUUCAUGGGAAAAAGAAAGAUUUUCCUGAAAACCGGACAAAAUUAUCUCUCUACUGAAGAAAAAAUAUCUUGGUUCAAUGACCCCAUCAUGAUUUCCAUAUACGUUGCUGAAAUCAGCAAAAGUUCAGAGAACAAAGACGAUGACAAUUUGUUCGUGUUCUUCACUGAGACUGCUGUGGAGGAACGACGCAGCAACCUGCGUUUGUCGAGAAUUGCACGAGUGUGUAAAAGUGACUUGGGAGGCUCCUCAGUUUUGGACAAAAAAUGGACUUCUUUCCUGAAAGCCCGUYUGGACUGCCCGUUUGGAGACACAGGUUCACUUUCUCUGGUGCAGGACGUCUUUCUCCUCAAAGAUGAAAAUAAUGCGACAGAGAACCUCUUCUACGCAACAUUCACCUCUAGCCCGGAGCCAUCUAGUUCCUGCAGUCAGUCCGCUGUCUGUGCCUACAAGGUGUCAGACAUCCAGCAAGUUUUCAGGGGGAAGCUUYUGGAUGAGAUAAUUCCUGGAGGUUGGGUGAAGGACAAGGGAAAAGAGAGCUUCGCCUACCCUCGUUCAUGUAUUAAUGAUGAAAUGCGAGCCAAAGGUGUGAAGACCUCUUUAGACAUCUCAGAAAAAGCCCUUCGGUUUGCGAUGAACCACCCUCUGAUGGAGAGAGCGGUGAGCCCGAUCACUGGGAGGCCCCUGCUGGUCCGGUCUGCAGCCCAGUUCUCCAGAAUCAUUGUUGACAAAGUAACCUCUCUGGAUGGACAGCAGCAUAACAUCAUGCUUAUUAGCAACAACUCUGGUUGGCUGCAGAAGGUGGUGUGGUCUGAUAAUGAUGGAGGGCGAAUCAUUGAGGAGUUGCAGCUGUUUCAGGAUCCUCAGCCCAUUCGCUUCCUCCAGCUCUCCUCUAGAAGCGGUCAGCUGUACAGCGCAACUAGAACUGCUGUUGCUCAGCUCAGUUUGAGGGACUGCAGCCGCUACACAUCUUGUGAUGACUGCCUUUUAGCCAGAGAUCCAUACUGCGGCUGGGACCRUCUCAGAGGCCUGUGUGCUGCUGUUGCUGGUGCUUCAAAGUCCUCCAUGWUCCAGAACMUCRYWGAUGGURAUGUUGGAAUUUGCCCAAGYUUUAAWUUGUCAAAGCAGAUUACUGACAUCCACCUCACAGUUGACAUCGCACAGUUCCUCCCCUGCUCCCCUGAUACCAAUCUCCCCAUCAGCUGGAGCUUCUCUGGUCACAUCCUUGAGCCCGGUCCCCGACACAUUCUGCUCAGCCAGGGACUCGUUUUAACACCUUCCUCUGCUGAUGUAGGCCUUUACACCUGUGAGACAGUGGAAGUAGUUAAAGGCAGAGAGCACAGGAAGGCGGUGAUCCAGUACAACGUUAAGAUUUCACUGGGUGGGGUAAACUGGAUUCAGGCUCUAUUUUCCUUCAUUUUAGCUUUUGUUUGUGUGCUGUGUUUAAUCGUCAUCAGCUACUUAUGCUGGAAGCAGAAAACUCGAAACCAUGUUGGCAGUACCAGUGUGAGUGAUGCUAGCACUGAGAAACCAAAGGUAAAGACAGGGUCCUACCACUACCAACUAGGGUAGAAGAGACAGAAAAAUCUACAGACGGAUUUAUAAUUAGAUAACAGAACAACCCACUUCUGUUACACUUUGUGCAUCAUUGCCACCAACUCUGUAAAAAUAAAUUACGAAAAUGAUUGAA
Molecule: messenger RNA, 2386 nt
Organism: Poecilia reticulata (guppy)
Lineage: Eukaryota; Metazoa; Chordata; Actinopteri; Cyprinodontiformes; Poeciliidae
Source: RefSeq, a predicted model, not a curated record